CAUGUAUCGUCAAUUACUACAUUCGGCUAGAACAGCCAGAAAUUCUAUGCAAAAAUUUGCCGAAGUUCGACGCUACAAAGCAACUGUAGCUGCAGCAGAAAAUGUUGAAAGGAUACAAAACUUGGAGCAAAAAGUCGGACAAGAGGCAGCCUCUAAACCAGAUAAUUGGGAUAAUGCUAAGCCUUUCAGCGAAAUUCCUGGACCUAAACCGUUACCACUCCUUGGAAAUAUGUGGCGAUUUAUACCAGUCAUUGGUGACUUUAGUGGAACAGACCAAAUUGCAUUUAUGACUCAGUAAGCUUAAAAACCGAAGAUGCUUAUU
Molecule: messenger RNA, 322 nt
Organism: Agrilus planipennis (emerald ash borer)
Lineage: Eukaryota; Metazoa; Arthropoda; Insecta; Coleoptera; Buprestidae
Product: probable cytochrome P450 49a1
Exons: 1
Coding region: 2-298 (98 amino acids)
Source: RefSeq, a predicted model, not a curated record